Molossus molossus (Pallas's mastiff bat) is the source of this 510-nucleotide messenger RNA. Its product is annotated as transcription elongation factor A protein-like 8. The transcript has a single exon. The record is from RefSeq and is a predicted model, not a curated record. NCBI's taxonomy places the organism in Eukaryota, Metazoa, Chordata, Mammalia, Chiroptera, Molossidae. The coding region runs from base 151 to 507 and encodes 118 amino acids.
GCUCCCUAUUGCUGGAGAAGAAAAGUGCCCCGGAUCCUUUCAGGACUUUUGGUCUUUUGAGAGCGACACAAAUCGAGUGAGGGGAGGAGAAAAAUCCCCUGGAUCCCUGCAGGAUUUAUUCAAGAAGGAAAUAAUAGAAAAAUACUCAACAUGCAAAAGUCUUGUGAAGAAAAUGAAAGGAAACAACAGAACAUGCCAAAAGCUGAGGAAGACCGCCCUUCAGAAGAUGUACCACAGGAAGCAGGAGGAAAUCCUCAGCCUUCAGAAGACAGUGUAAGCCAGGAGGAAGCAGAAGGAAACCUUAGAAGCGGGCUGACUCAACCUGUUCAGGGAUUUAAAGAGGACACUCCCAUUAGGCAUUUGGACCCUGAGGAGAUGCUAAGAGGAGUAGAUGAGUUGGAAAGGCUUAGGGAAGAAAUAAGAAGAGUAAGAAACAAGUUUGUGAUGAUGCAUUGGAAGCAAAGACAUUCACGCAGACGACCUUAUCCUGUGUGCUUUAGGCCUUGAAUU